Cervus elaphus (red deer) is the source of this 2529-nucleotide messenger RNA. RefSeq names its product heparanase 2 (inactive) (gene HPSE2). The transcript has 12 exons. The coding region runs from base 73 to 1857 and encodes 594 amino acids. The record is from RefSeq and is a predicted model, not a curated record. Lineage: Eukaryota; Metazoa; Chordata; Mammalia; Artiodactyla; Cervidae. Gene Ontology annotation, molecular function: hydrolase activity, acting on glycosyl bonds. Gene Ontology annotation, cellular component: extracellular matrix; membrane.
CACACUUUAGAUAAGGACAAUUAGUCACCAGCGAGACCCUGUAGGAAGAGAGGUUUAAAUCAGAGGGAUUUAAUGAGGGUGCUCUGUGCCUUCCCUGAAGCCAUGCCCUCCAGCAACUCCCGCCCCCCCGCGUGCCUAGCCCCGGUGGCUCUCUUCUUGGCUCUGUUGCUCCAUCGCUCCCUUUCCUCCCAAGCUGGAGACAGGAGACCCUUGCCUGUAGACAGAGCUCCAGGUAUGAAGGAAAAGACCCUGAUUCUACUUGAUGUGAGCACCAAGAACCCAGUCAGGACAGUCAAUGAGAACUUCCUCUCUCUGCAGCUGGAUCCGUCCAUCAUUCAUGAUGGCUGGCUCGAUUUCUUAAGCUCCAAGCGUCUGGUGACCCUGGCCCGGGGACUUUCGCCCGCCUUUCUGCGCUUCGGGGGCAAAAGGACCGACUUCCUGCAGUUCCAGAACCUGAGGAACCCGGCAAAAAGCCGUGGGGGUCCCGGCCCGGAUUACUAUCUCAAAAACUAUGAGGAUGACAUUGUUCGAAGUGAUGUUGCCUUGGAUAAACAGAAAGGCUGCAAGAUUGCCCAGCACCCUGAUGUUAUGCUGGAGCUCCAACGGGAGAAGGCAGCUCAGAUGCAUCUGGUUCUUCUAAAGGAGCAAUUCUCUAAUACUUACAGUAAUCUUAUAUUAACAGCCAGGUCUCUAGACAAACUUUAUAACUUUGCUGAUUGCUCUGGACUCCAUCUGAUAUUUGCUCUAAAUGCACUGCGUCGUAAUCCCAAUAACUCCUGGAACAGCUCUAGUGCCCUGAGUCUGUUGAAGUACAGCGCCAGCAAAAAGUACAACAUUUCUUGGGAACUGGGUAAUGAACCAAAUAACUAUCGGACCAUGCAUGGCCGGGCAGUAAAUGGCAGCCAGUUGGGAAAGGAUUACAUCCAGCUGAAGAGCCUGUUGCAACCCAUCCGGAUUUACUCCAGAGCCAGCUUGUAUGGCCCUAAUAUUGGGCGGCCCAGGAAAAACGUCAUCGCCCUUCUAGAUGGAUUCAUGAAGGUGGCAGGAAGCACAGUGGAUGCAGUUACCUGGCAACAUUGCUACAUUGAUGGCCGGGUGGUCAAGGUGAUGGACUUCCUGAAAACUCGCCUGUUAGACACACUCUCUGACCAGAUUAGGAAAAUUCAGAAAGUGGUUAACACAUACACCCCAGGAAAGAAGAUUUGGCUUGAAGGUGUGGUGACCACCUCAGCUGGAGGCACAAACAAUCUAUCAGAUUCCUAUGCUGCAGGAUUCUUAUGGUUGAACACUUUAGGAAUGCUGGCCAAUCAGGGCAUUGAUGUUGUGAUUCGGCACUCAUUUUUUGACCAUGGAUACAAUCACCUUGUGGACCAGAAUUUUAACCCAUUACCAGUAAGCGACUAUUGGCUCUCUCUCCUUUACAAGCGCCUCAUCGGCCCCAAAGUCCUGGCCGUGCAUGUGGCUGGGCUCCAGCGAAAGCCCCGGCCAGGCCGAGUGAUCCGGGACAAACUAAGGAUUUAUGCUCACUGCACUAACCACCACAACCACAACUAUGUUCGAGGGUCCAUUACACUUUUUAUCAUCAACUUGCACCGAUCAAGAAAGAAAAUCAAACUGGCCGGGACUCUCAGGGACAAGCUCGUGCACCAGUAUCUGCUGCAGCCCUAUGGACAGGAGGGCCUGAAGUCCAAGUCAGUGCAGCUGAACGGCCAGCCCCUGGUGAUGGUGGACGAUGGGACCCUCCCAGAACUGAAGCCCCGCCCCCUGCGGGCCGGCCGGACAUUGGUCAUCCCUCCAGUCACCAUGGGCUUUUAUGUGGUCAAGAACGUCAAUGCUUUGGCCUGCCGCUACCGAUAAAUCCCCUUACACUCACAAGUCACCAGCAGGCCUGCCAGACUACUUUCCACUCUUCUGCCCUAAUGGUAUCAGUAUUUUUUCAGGCAUCUUCUGAGCAACCAACCAGUCUCUGCCAGCCCAUCCUGCUGGAAUCAACACUGGCACGCUCUCCAAAGAGACAAAUACCCUAGCAUGAGCUUAGCCUAGGUAGGUCACUCCCGCCCCAAGGGAAGAGGUGGACAUCAGCGGUACCUGUGUUAGCACGAAGGCGUGUGUAAAGCUGUGUGCAGCCUUGUACAUGCACCAUGAGAACAAGCUGACGGUGCAAGCCCAGAACAGAUACAACAGCUCCCCACAUCCUGCUCACAUAGCAGUGUAACUACAGACCUUGGCCUGUGGCUGCUGCCCUCAGCAGAUGAGGAAGGAGAAAACCCUGUGGACCUUCGGCAGCCCAGUCCUGCCUAACUCCUUUCCUUUGUCUGUUCCCUGCUGUUGCCUUGGGUUUCAUAUCACCUCUCCUCCCGUAGGGGAGCAAGCGGGUGAGUCCGUGCUGGCCUGCUGGGCGAGCUGUUUAUGUAAUUUCCUGGCUGAUGUAUGAGUGUGUGCAUCUGGGUUUCUGACAGUGGCAUCAAUCACUAGCUAUUCCUCUGGGAAGCGGGUGCUUCUAAAGUAAAAUUGUAAUCAUACUCCAGA